Molecule: messenger RNA, 255 nt
Organism: Kwoniella shivajii
Lineage: Eukaryota; Fungi; Basidiomycota; Tremellomycetes; Tremellales; Cryptococcaceae
Exons: 2
Coding region: 1-255 (84 amino acids)
Source: RefSeq, a predicted model, not a curated record
AUGUCAGACCAAAACCCAAACUCGCUACAAGAUCCCUCAUUCUCAUCCGGCGCACAAACGCUCGACUAUCCCGAAUCGUUGCCUAUCACUUCUCAGCCAGAAGCAGAAAGUAAACCUAGAUUGAAACCUUUCAUCGAAGCGCCGCAAGGCGAAGGUACUCGAAACCAACCUCUGGGCUCAGAAGCUCUAGGUGAUCCUGUAGGGUGCGGUCCAGAUCAAUGGGGGAAAUGGCUGAUGGCUUGUGGUCGAUGCUAG